GUCGCCCUCUGCUUUCAACUCAAUACCUCCGCCUAUGGAGGAGCUCAGCGUGGACUCCAGUCUAGCCCCCGAUCUUGUGCAAUUUUUCAACACGAAGUUGAAGGAUGCGCGACAGGCGUUAGACAAAUCGCAGAGGGAGAUCCAAGAUUUGCAAGAUGAAAUUGCCCAGCUGCGUCAGCAGAAAAUGGACGCGUUUGCUAUGGACGUGGAUGAUGAUGCGAAUGCAGCUCCGGACUCCGAAAUCGAGCAGGAGCUGCAGCGGACGCGCCAUGCUUUGGCAGGGAGUAAUCGCGAAGUUUUGGAACUUGCCCAUGCCAACCUUCUUCUGGAGGAAGAAAGCGCAAGGCUGCGCGUUCAGCUUGGUACACAGCCCCUCGUGCACAUAGAAGAGCACGUGAAACCUCUUGCUAGCUGCUUAGACCGGUUCCGCGCGGAAGAGGAUAUUGCUAAGCAACUGCAAGAAUUAAGGGCUAACGAGAACAGGUAUGAAAAGAAGCUCCAGUAUGUUCGAAAGAAGCUUGCUUCGUUGAAAGAGCAUGCCGCCGAAGGAUCGAACAUGAUAUACGAACGAGACGGCCCGGAAAUAAGUGUCAAGUCCAUGCUCAAUCUGCCGCUCUCCCCACUUGCGAGCGACCAGGAUUCUGGAGGCGAGGGAGAAGAGGAAAACCCUGAUGGCGAAAACGAACCAACACGAAGGGUCCGCUUCCGCGACGAUGGUCAGAUCCAUGAGACGGCAAGUAUUGUGCUCGUCGUAUCCAGUCGUCAUUGCUUCAACCCAACAUCCAGUGCAUUCCUUGUAUGGGACAUGGACGUAACCCCGAUAACCUUCCUCAACAUAUCAAGGAGAUAUUGCACGUACUAUUCCUCCAUUUACGUCGAUCUCACACUUACGGUGGUGCAACUGUUGGGUUUGCUGCAGCUUGUCGUCGAGCACUUUGAAGGACUGCGGUACCAUCUCGGAAUCACGAAGGAGACUGUCCAUGGUGACUCUGCAAUUCGACCUUAG
Molecule: messenger RNA, 1006 nt
Organism: Phanerochaete carnosa HHB-10118-sp
Lineage: Eukaryota; Fungi; Basidiomycota; Agaricomycetes; Polyporales; Phanerochaetaceae
Exons: 9
Coding region: 35-1006 (323 amino acids)
Source: RefSeq, a predicted model, not a curated record